CAAGAGGAGAGAUGGCGCGCUUCUCCCCGCCGCUGCUGCGCCGGUGCCUCUGCUCCGCCGCCAAAUCCGCCUCCGCCGCCGGAGGCACCAAUAAGAGGAAUAUCGUCUUCUUGGGAUCCCCCCAGGUGGCCGCGUCGGUCCUGGAAACGUUGCUCGUGGCGUCGGACUCCCCGGACUCCGCAUUCCAGGUUGCCGCCGUCGUGACGCAGCCGCCGGCCGCCAAGAACCGGGGGAGGAAGCUGAUGCCGUCGGCCGUCGCGCAGCUUGCGCUCGACCGCGGGUUCCCCGGCGACCUCAUCUUCACGCCGGAGCGCGCUGGGGAGGAGGCGUUUCUGUCAGGCCUGAAGGAAUUGAGACCAGAGCUCUGCAUCACUGCUGCCUAUGGAAACAUUCUGCCUCAGAGGUUUCUUGAUAUUCCGCCAUAUGGAACUGUUAACAUACACCCGAGUUUGCUGCCUCUAUAUCGUGGUGCAGCACCUGUGCAGAGGGCAUUGCAGGACGGUGUUGAAGAAACAGGUGUUUCCCUUGCAUAUACUGUCCGUGCAUUGGAUGCAGGUCCAGUGAUUUCUUGUGAAAAAUUUUCUGUUGAUGAAUGUAUUAAGGCACCAGAGUUGCUUGCUAUAUUGUUCAACAUAGGAUCCAAGUUGUUGCUUCGUGAACUACCAUCUAUUCUUGAUGGAUCGGCUAAAGAAAAGGCAAAACCACAGGAUGAUUCCAAAGCAACUCAUGCACCGAAGCUAAAUUCUGACGAGUCAUGGUUGUCAUUCGACCAAGAAGCUAAAGUGCUCCAUAACAAGGUACGAGCCUUUGCAGGCUGGCCAGGAACUCGUGCAAAAUUGCAGCUCAUGAACCAAAAUGGGGAACCUGAUGUGCUUGAGAUUAAGGUUAUCAGCACGAAGGUUUGCGCAUCCUGUGACAAAACUGGAGAUGGAAAUGAGGUACUCUUCUCAGGUAGCUCAUUGCUGAUUCCUUGCAGUGGUUCAUCUUGUCUCGAGGUCAUGGAGCUUCAACUCCCUGGAAAGAAAGUAACGACAGCAAGGGACUUCUGGAAUGGUUUGCGUGGUCAAAAGCUGUUGAAAUCACCAUAAAUGAGUCACCAUAAUCUCAUCACAGCGUGUACCACUGCAUGCACAAGAUGAUCGUAUGUCAUGCUCGGAUGCUACAAGUUUUUCUAGGCAAUGGUGUUAUGGAUCAUGCACGAAUUUUCAGGAGAAUGCUAUCACAGCCAGAUUGUGAAGAUAUGAUUUCUUUGCUACACCAUACAUUUCGGUACCUCCCAGAGCACACAGUUAGCUGUCUACAAAAAUUCUGGAAAACACAGUUGUUAGCUACCCAGAGUUGUUAGUCCCAUUUUGUUUGAAAUAUUUUUACCGAAUGAUGGCUGCACUAGACUGCUUGUGACCACUUCACCAUUUGUGAAAUAUGAGUAAUUGACAUGCAGUGCUCGCUAUUUCAGUUCAGUAUUCAGUCUGUAAACUUCAGUCGGAGCAAUCACUCUAUUGGCUGCCUGUGCCUGUGUGGUAACUUUCCAUCUGAACAUUUUUAUUGGAUGUAGUGGCACUAAACUGUUUGUGAUCACUUCUUUACUUGAGAAUCGACUACCUCGUGUUAGUUCGGAAGCGCAAUACUAAAUCAAA
This is a messenger RNA of Oryza brachyantha (malo sina), 1637 nucleotides long. RefSeq names its product methionyl-tRNA formyltransferase. Lineage: Eukaryota; Viridiplantae; Streptophyta; Magnoliopsida; Poales; Poaceae. Gene Ontology annotation, molecular function: methionyl-tRNA formyltransferase activity. The transcript is spliced from 10 exons. The coding region runs from base 12 to 1088 and encodes 358 amino acids. The record is from RefSeq and is a predicted model, not a curated record. Gene Ontology annotation, biological process: conversion of methionyl-tRNA to N-formyl-methionyl-tRNA; biosynthetic process.